AAUUACAGCACUGCUCCAUCUGAUAACACUAACUCUUUGUGGCGCAUGCUGUUAACGGUUACGUCUAACCAACGUUAUUCCUGAGAUUUUACACGUCGUAAAAAAAGACGUUCUUUUCCAGUUGUACAAUACGGACCGUAGUAAAAAUUGCAUCUUCCCUAUGGUUUCCGCGCACAACCAAGCCAAUUAUAUUCCAGAACCACGCUCACACGCUGGCUGGGGUUAUACAAGCUGUGCCCGCCUGUUCCCGUUUGAUUCAUGACCGUUGGUUCGUGUAUUUGUGUUUUUACAUGGGCGUAUGAUCAUCCCGGUUUUAUAUGGUAACCCUGUCAUGUUGGCAUGUCCUUAACGGCAUCCAUAGAAAAACUUAUAUACCUUGUAAAUUGCCAGUUGAAUUGUGACGUUAUGUAUAUGCCCCGCAAUGUAUAUUGCUGUGCUAUGUACAUAUUCGUCGUCGCCUCUUUUUACUUGAAGCACUCUUCAUGACUGUAGCGAGCGUGUGUCUGUGUGUGUUUUUCGUGCGGAGCAGUGUUGCGGGUGUGUGGGAUCCUGAAUGGUAUGUUUAAUUCUUCGACUGUGAACGCCCUUUUCCUGUACUGCCCGAAACAUGCCGACCCUGGCCAACACACUUAAGAAAUUGGAUAGAUGAAAUCAAUUAUUAACAUUUGGCCAAGCGAGUGUCGCCUGUUUUGUGUGUACACACAACUUUGCCCCAAUACACUGAAUGGGAUAUACGUAUUCGGCUUUUUUCUUUUCUUAUUACCCCUGCUCAUUUCAAUUGCAUUAUACAAGUCACGAUAUGUUGCCGACUUUUGCCAGCUCUCGGGUGUAGCAACAAUGCCCGCAUACAUCGCUGCAGCGGCAUAUAACCCGGCUUAAGGAACGCACGGGAGUCGCCAUCAUGCACAUUGGGAAUGUAAUUUGCAACAAAUCGGAUAACACGGGAAUGUUAUAUAUGCAAAUGCACCGCCGCGGUUGGGGCUACUACGACGACAAAAACACGCUCUUGUGUACUGUACCGUAAAACGUCGCCGACAUUUUGGUGUGCCGCCGAGUAUAUAUAUUGCAUACGCAGUGCUGUGUGUGCCGCCGAAAAAUUGGCCCGUUUCGGUAACAUGAUCCAUUCGGAUUCGACGUCAACGGGACAGUUAUGGAAUUAUAGUGUGUUUAAUGUAACGUUUCCGGAUGUAACGGCACAUUAUUUCAAUAGAUCACCAGCCGGAAAUAUUGUGCCCAAUAAUGCCCCAACGGAAGCGAUCUCUUGCCAGCAAAUCCCGGGGGAAAAUAUCCCCUUCCCCUCAUGCUACACUUGGCCGCAGAUUAUCCUUUUUGCCUUUUUUAUGGCCGUGGUUAUGUUUAUCAUUGUCUUCGGCAAUUUGCUUGUGAUAAUAUCGAUUAUGACCAACACGUCUUUGAAAACCGUUCAAAACUACCUUCUGGUCAGCUUGGCCAUAGCUGACUGUAUGGUGGGUGCCAUAAUUAUGCCUUUCUCCCUUGCCAAUGAUCUAAUGGGAUAUUGGGCGUUUGGGGAUAUACUGUGUGAUUUUUGGUUGGCUCUGGAUGUUUUGCUGUGUACUGCCAGUAUUCUGAGUUUGUGCGCCAUUAGCUUAGACCGCUACUGGAGCGUAACACAAGCGGUGACGUACCUCCAACGGCGGACACCCCGACGAGCGGCACUAAUGAUAUUAGCUGUGUGGAUGUUAUCAUUGACAAUUUCCGUGCCACCCAUGUUCGGCUGGAAGAGUCCCCCCAAUAUGACGGAAAUUGUCACAUUUGCCAAUGAGUCAGUCCGCGAAACAGCCUGGGUUAAGAUUUGCUCAAUAGGCGAAGAUACCAGCGAGUAUGCCAUAUUUUCCUCCCUGGGAUCAUUUUGGAUUCCGCUAGCUGUCAUGUCGGUUGUGUAUGUCCGAAUUUACGCUGUAGCGCGAGCCAGAGCUACCGGUCCCGAUAAGAAGAAACCGGAUAUCACCCCUGCCUCGAAGAACACCAAACCGUCGAUAUCAUCAGCUGUACCUAUUCCAGCCAUUAAAGUCGACCCUAAUCCGGCCAAGAGCAGACCGAGCUGCACAGCCGACACGCAUCGGCCUAACAGUACGAUUACGACCUACAGUAAGGAUCAUAACGAGAGGAAGCCCCUUCUGACAAAGCCCAGUCUGCGGCCGGAAGUGUCCGAUCAGCAUUUGCCGCUAACUAACGAUGAGUCUAAUUCGUAUCCCGAGUCACGCUCCCCGUCUUCCGCCGACGAAACACCGUCCAGCAGUUCGGAAAAGCCAGCCACAGCCGGCGGCGCUACCGCAGCGCCGGCGCGUACAGCACGCACCAAAUACCACGGCACGAAACGCGACUACGGAACACAAACGGAAACCAUUAUCCACGAUGAGCAACGCCCCACCUACAUUAACGACGAUGAAUAUGCGGAAACGAGCAGCAUUAUGCUCUUGUCGGAAUUUGAUUUCGAUAAAAGAUGGCGGGAUUUUUUCGAGCGCUACUUUGCACCCUUGGAAGCCGCCGCGGCAGCGCGCGGUGUCAGCCAGCACGCCGUGCCACGCUCCGUGUCGGAGAACAAUAACCUGGCGGCACCCAAUGGGACACUGGUCACGGCGGAUGUGGCGGUCAUUUCCACGGAAUCGGUGCCUUACUGGCACCGUGUACGCCGCUGGAUUACACCGCUGCUGCAGUGGCGCCGUGCUCGCACAACGACCGAUAACCGCGGCUACCGACUGCAGGUCAAUAAAGAUGCACGGAAAAAGAUCUCCCGCAAAAAAGCCAAAAAGCACGUGGGUAGUCGGAAGGCCACUGCCAGUGAUUUUCAGGAUGAAGCCGAUCGGCGUAAGCGGCGCAUACAGAAAGCCAAAGAACGCCGGGCGACACUGGUGGUCACACUGGUGAUUGCCACGUUUGUCGCCUGCUGGAUGCCUUUCUUCAUUGUCUUGCCGCUGAAAGCCAUUUGUGGGGAAGAGCGCUGUCCCAUGGAUGCCAGGUUGUUUGCCGGAUUUUUUUGGCUGGGAUACUUCAACUCGGCGUUGAAUCCGGUUAUUUACACCAUUUUCAACCGGGAUUUCCGAAAAGCUUUCAUGCGGGUGCUGUUUGGUGCCAAUUACAGUAGGAAAAAAGAGAAUCGGCAAAAGGGCAAAACGUAAUUAUCGUUGUUUUUUCUGUUUAGAUAAACCUAUAACAAAGGAACGAUGCAGAGAAAUUUUCUGGCUACAGUUUUAUUGUGUUCUUUGCAAAUAAUUGUUGUCCCAUUUUGCCUGUCGGCAUGGACAAAAUCCGCUCAUGCUUCCAUUUGUGAAAGUUAGGUUUUUUGUUUUUUGUCUAGUUCCGUAGCAGUUUUGUCGUUACGAUGUUCAGUGAUUCUCAGAUUAAUAAUCGAAACGAGUUGGAUGACUUUCAUUGCAGACUACUGGAAUCUCUUUUAUGAUAAUGCUGUUGUGCUCCGUGCAAUACGUCAAAUAGUAAUGCUCAACUGUGUGGAAUAAAAAUAAAAUGCCGGAA
Paramacrobiotus metropolitanus is the source of this 3495-nucleotide messenger RNA. Its product is annotated as alpha-2C adrenergic receptor-like. The coding region runs from base 1116 to 3140 and encodes 674 amino acids. The transcript has 5 exons. Lineage: Eukaryota; Metazoa; Tardigrada; Eutardigrada; Parachela; Macrobiotidae. Gene Ontology annotation, cellular component: membrane. Gene Ontology annotation, biological process: adenylate cyclase-activating adrenergic receptor signaling pathway. The record is from RefSeq and is a predicted model, not a curated record. Gene Ontology annotation, molecular function: G protein-coupled amine receptor activity.